This is a messenger RNA of Thyridium curvatum, 594 nucleotides long. RefSeq lists its product as uncharacterized. The record is from RefSeq and is a predicted model, not a curated record. Lineage: Eukaryota; Fungi; Ascomycota; Sordariomycetes; Thyridiales; Thyridiaceae. Bases 1 to 594 code for a protein of 197 amino acids. The transcript has 2 exons.
AUGGCCUUCCACAACACAGCCCUCUUCGUCAUCGACAUCCAGAAGGAACUCGCCUCUGAUCCCAAGACCGAGAUCCCUUACGCCUCGCGAAUCCGCGACGUCGGCCAGCAAAUUCUCUCCACCGUCCGGGGGCUCAACAGCCCUACGGAGAGGAAAACGCCCAUCUUGAUCGUCUUCGUGCAACACGAAGAGAAGCCCGAGGAAGGGACUCUCGUUCGUGGCAGUGAAGCAUGGAAACUGGUCUUUGAGCCUCGCGAGGGCGUCGCAGAGGAGAUAUUGGUGGCGAAGCACACAAGGGACACCCUUGAAUCUAACCCACACCUUGCGGAAGAACUGAAGGGGAAGGGAGUCGAGCACAUCGUGACCUUUGGCAUUCAGAGCGAAUGCUGCGUCAAGUCAACCUCAGAAGGAGCGCUGAAAGCCGGGUUCAAGGUCACGCUCCUGCAGGGAGCACACUCGACGUAUGAUGCCGGGUCAAAGACAGCUGCCGAGAUCGAAGGCGAGGUCGAGGAGGGUUUGCGAUCUAAUGGCGCGCAGCUUCUUGAUUGGAAGCAGUGUGCGGAGCUUUGGGAGGGCACACCUGCACAUGUCUGA